This is a messenger RNA of Passer domesticus (house sparrow), 1761 nucleotides long. RefSeq names its product histone PARylation factor 1. Lineage: Eukaryota; Metazoa; Chordata; Aves; Passeriformes; Passeridae. The coding region runs from base 151 to 1143 and encodes 330 amino acids. The transcript is spliced from 8 exons. The record is from RefSeq and is a predicted model, not a curated record. Gene Ontology annotation, molecular function: poly-ADP-D-ribose binding; histone binding. Gene Ontology annotation, cellular component: nucleus. Gene Ontology annotation, biological process: regulation of protein ADP-ribosylation; DNA damage response.
CUGCAACCCAACAGCCAGUGCUGAUACCUUGGAAUGAGCACACUAUAAAAGAGAACAAGGCUCCUAGUAAGAAAGCAUACAGUUUUUUUUCAUAGAGUGACAGCUUUCUGACCUACUUUGGCUUUGUUUGCUUUGUUUUUGUGACCUGCAAUGAGUGAAAAAAAUGGAGCUGUCAAGAAGAGAAGAUCAAACCAGGCAGAUGUUCCUGAUAGUCUUUGCCAAGAAGCAGAAACAUGCUAUCGGCUUAGACUGCCUGAGGACUUCUACCAGUUUUGGAAGUUUUGUGAGGAACUAGAUCCUGAGAAACCAAGUGAUGCACUUGUGUCAAGUGUUGGACUUAAGCUGGUUGGACCAUAUGAUAUUCUUGCUGGAAAACACAAAAAAGCAAAAGCAACAGAUGUGAACUUCAAUCUUCAUUGGAGAUUCUUCUAUGAUCCUCCAGAAUUUCAGACUAUACUUGUUGGGGAUAGCAGAACACAGUAUCACAUGGGAUAUUUCAGGGAUGUGCCAGAUGAGCUCCCAGUGUGGGUUGGUGCAAAUGAAGCGAAGAAGGGUUGUGUGAUUUCACAAGUUGGUGAUAAUGUCUUUGCUGCAGUCAAAUUAUUUUUGUCAAAAAAACUUAAGGAAGUGGCUGAUAAAAAGAAAAAUGCUGUUUUGAAAGACAUAGAUGAAAAGCUAACAAGAACAGCAAAAGAACUGGGUUAUUCUCUGGAACAAAAAACCCUGAAGAUGAAACAGAGAGAUAAGAAAGUGGUGACCAAAGCAUUUCAUGGAGCAGGCCUAGUUGUUCCUGUAGACAAAAAUGAUGUUGGAUACAGAGAACUUCCUGAAACAAAUGCUAAUCUUAAAAAAAUUUGCAAGGCCAUUGUUGAUGCACCGACUGAUGAGGAGAGAGUGAAGGCCUUUGCACCCAUUCAAGAAAUGCUGACCUUUGUUCAGUUUGCUAAUGAUGAAUGUGAUUAUGGAAUGGGGUACGAGCUGGGCAUGGACCUGUUUUGCUAUGGAUCACAUUACUUCCACAAGACAGUGGGCCAGCUGCUGCCCCUGGCUUACACGCUGCUGAAGAGGAACCUCUUUGCCGAAAUCAUCGAGCAGCACCUGGGCAACCGGCGGGAGGAGGGCCUGGAUCGCCUGGCGCCCUGAGCCGGGCACGGGGGCUGCGGCUGGGGCGGCCCUGUGCGCCCGGGACCGGGCUUGUCUGUGUGUCUGUGGGUCUUUUUGUACUUGGUGGCGGUGUCCCCUCGGUCAGUAAAGGUUUUCUAAGGAACGCGCUGCUUCCCGCUGCUGGCUGCGCACGGCGGGCCCGGGGCGGGGAGCGGGGCUGAGGAGCUGCGGGGGCUCCAGGGUAGCACGGCGGGGCCAGGCCGCUGCCCACGUCCCUGCUCCAGGUGAUGGUUCUGCCCUUCUCCAUUUCUCCAGUUGUGUCCUGCCCCUCAGGUAAAGCAUUCCUUACUGCAGCAUUCCCUUCUGUGGCAAAGCACUAUCCCUGCUCCUGCGCUGCUGGAGCUGGUUCAGGUGGGAGGAAACUGAUGGGAUGAAGGAAAUGCUAACUGACAUUGCAAGAGAAAUUAGGAAUUCCACUGCAGUUGCUACCUUGCUAAUAAGAAGCCAUCUCCAGUUUUAAAUAUUUAAAAAUUAAACCCAAGUGAUUUUGUACAAGGUGCAAAUUAAUUGCGUUCAAGGUCCUUAGUCCCCACUUCUUGUUACUGCACUUGCAGGUGUAUUCUCUGACAGUUAAUUAAAGUAACAGUUUACAAACAA